UGUUCGGUGCUCGAGAAAUUCGUCGUGUGCACGCGUGUUUUCAGGGAAGAGAACGUUCUCGAGUUGAAAGUUGGUGUUUUGAUGUUUGCAGUUCCGGCGAAGUAGAACAACGAAACAGACCACGGGGGUCGCACGCGGGGUACCGAUACGCGUGUACGGUGUGCGCGGCGAAAUAAUAUAUCGUAAAUAAUUAUUUUUUUAAAACCCCGUCUCGAUCCUGAUUGAGGUUCGUGAUCGAGGCCCUGCACGUAGCGUAGCGUGAUCAACGUGUUCGAUUAAACCACGAGGCCGGCUCGACUACCGAACUCUUAAUAAAUAUGGCGAACAGUGUAGCACCAGAUUCGUGGGAACAGCAGGCGGAUAACGGAGACAUCGGUCCGCCUCAGGAUAAAUCCAUCGAGAGCAAAUUCUCCACCCUGAACGUGAACGCUGCGGAAUUCGUGCCUUCAUUCUGCAUCAACUCCUCGCCGCAGAACAGUAACACGGCCGACAGUUCCUGCAAUGUCGCUGUCAUGAUGAAUGCUGUGACCACCUCUAUGCCACCAGAAAUACAUCAUGAUCCAGUGGGUAGCCGCGUGGAGGAACCACCUGCUGGGGGAGGGGCUCCACCUCCUAAUGUUACAGAUCAAAUGGAUAUCAGUCCUGAACAUCAACCAGCUGAUUCUUGGGAAGAAGCAGCAGUAGAUGGGGAUCCUCUCUUAACUCCCGAAAAUGAAGAAGCUGAGAUUGAAGAGGACGAAGAGAUGGUUGUUAAAGUACCUAAAAAAAAGCCUGUUAAAGUGACGGAGGAUACUAAGAGUAAAAAGGAGCACGUUAAUGUUGUUUUUAUAGGGCAUGUUGACGCGGGGAAAUCAACGAUCGGCGGUCAAAUUAUGGCGCUGACAGGGAUGGUCGAUAAGAGAACCCUAGAAAAGUACGAAAGGGAAGCGAAAGAAAGAAGUAGAGAAACGUGGUACUUGAGUUGGGCGUUGGACACGAACCAGGAGGAACGGGAGAAAGGGAAAACGGUGGAAGUUGGUAGAGCAUACUUCGAAACUGAACGAAAGCAUUUCACGAUUUUAGAUGCACCCGGUCAUAAGAGUUUUGUACCUAACAUGAUCGGUGGAGCGGCACAGGCUGAUUUAGCGGUGUUAGUUAUUUCCGCGCGAAAAGGAGAGUUCGAGACCGGUUUCGAUAGGGGCGGCCAAACGAGAGAACAUGCUAUGCUGGCCAAAACUGCUGGUGUCAAACACCUGGUUGUGCUAGUGAAUAAAAUGGAUGACCCGACCGUGGAGUGGGACGAGAAAAGAUACAAUGAGUGCAGGGAUAAAAUACUGCCAUACCUUCGUAAACUGGGGUUCAACCCCGCAAAGGACCUCACAUUCAUGCCGGUUUCGGGGCAGCUCGGGUAUGGCUUGAAAGAUCCGAUACCGGAACAUCUUUGCACGUGGUAUACUGGACCACCGUUCAUAUCCUUCAUCGACUCUCUACCUUCACUUAAUCGUAAGAAUAACGGACCUUUCAUAAUGCCAAUCGUCGACAAGUACAAGGAUAUGGGAACAGUGGUAAUGGGGAAGGUCGAAGCCGGAGAAGCAAAGAAAGGACAGUCGCUGCUCGUUAUGCCUAAUAGGACGGCAGUAACGGUGGAUCAACUUUGGUCGGACGACGAAGAAGUGACCUCUGUAGGACCAGGAGAGAAUGUGAAGAUUAAGUUGAAAGGUAUCGAGGAAGAGGACGUGAGCCCCGGAUUCGUUCUGUGCGAUAGCAACAACCCGAUCAAAACGGGGAAAGUGUUUGACGCUCAAGUUGUUAUUUUGGAGCAUAAGAGCAUUAUCUGUGCUGGGUAUAGUGCAGUAAUGCAUAUUCACUGCGCUGCGGAAGAGGUCAGAGUGAAAGCGCUGAUUUGUCUGGUCGACAAGAAGACGGGGGACAAGAGUAAAACCAGGCCGAGGUUCGUCAAACAGGAUCAAGUGGCAAUAAUGAGAAUCGAAUGCGCUGGUGUCAUAUGCCUUGAAAGAUUUAAGCUAUUUCCACAGAUGGGACGUUUCACCCUUAGGGAUGAAAAUAAGACUAUUGCAAUUGGUAAGGUGCUGAAAGUGGUGGAAUAAAGUUGCUCAACUGUGACCGCAGAUUGGGAUAAUAAUCAAUUUUGAUAACGCAAGAGACGCAAGCCGAACACAGUACGCACGAGAAAAAAACGGAACUAGCGUGAUUUACUCGCGAACUACUGUUAAUGUAACAUACACUCAUCUUUUACACACGAGGCAAACGAAAAAAAAGUUCUACAUGAAAGAAAAGCACAUACAUCGUAUGCACAGACAGUUGGGCCGGGGUUAUGGGGUUUAUGGGGGAAGGGGGGUGGGAGGGUAUUUAUAACAUGAAAUAAAAAAAGCAAAUAGAUUUGAUUAUAUAGAUAAGGAGACAAAACCACUGAGAAUUAAUAAACUCAAGAGCGCGUGUUCCUUCUAAAUAGAUAAGCCGAACAGACAGCACUCACAUUGAGUUGAUUACAAAAAUUUAAAGAAAAGGGAAGAUCAAAUGGCGAGAUGAGUCUCCUUAAAUAUUGUAAAACACGAUAUUUUUAUUCCUCUGAGGUGCGAGACAUUAAUGAACGCGUAAAGAAGAAAAUCCGAUACCGAGAAUACCGAUUACCAGAUAAA
Molecule: messenger RNA, 2639 nt
Organism: Ceratina calcarata
Lineage: Eukaryota; Metazoa; Arthropoda; Insecta; Hymenoptera; Apidae
Gene: eRF3
Product: eukaryotic translation release factor 3
Exons: 7
Coding region: 318-2087 (589 amino acids)
Biological process (GO): nuclear-transcribed mRNA catabolic process, deadenylation-dependent decay; translational termination
Molecular function (GO): GTPase activity; GTP binding; translation release factor activity
Source: RefSeq, a predicted model, not a curated record